Ectocarpus sp. CCAP 1310/34 is the source of this 3136-nucleotide messenger RNA. NCBI's taxonomy places the organism in Eukaryota, Phaeophyceae, Ectocarpales, Ectocarpaceae. The record is from the annotation of a GenBank genome assembly.
GUUUACCCCACACCUCACACCCCCUCGUCGCACACCCAAGACAACUACAUCUCUCUCCCCCUCUCUCCAUCCAAAAAUGCCGAACACCUCAUUCUCCAACCACACCGCCCUCUCCGAUGAGGUACUCAACGAGUUCAGGAAGCUUCCUCAGGGCGGCAAGAUCAUGGCCGAGUACAUCUGGAUCGGCGGGUCCGGGCAGGACCUCCGCUGCAAGACCCGAACAUUCCCCGCCAAGGAGGGCGGCUAUGCCGUGGCCGAUCUGCCCAAGUGGAACUACGACGGCUCCUCCACCGGCCAGGCGCCCGGAGAGGACUCCGAGGUGAUCAUCUACCCCCAGGCCAUCUACCCCGACCCCUUCCGCGGAGGCGACAACAUCAUGGUGCUGUGCGACACCUACGAGCCGAACGGGACCCCGCUCCCUACCAACACCCGCAAGGAGUGCGCCGCUAUCAUGGAGAAGGCAAAGGACCUGGUGCCGUGGUUCGGUAUCGAGCAGGAGUACACCCUGUUCGAGGCAGACGGCGUCACUCCCUUCGGAUGGCCUAAGAGCGGAUACCCGGGACCCCAGGGCCCGUACUACUGCUCCAUCGGGUACGAGAACGCCUUCGGCCGCCACAUCAUGGAGGCGCACUACAAGGCCUGCCUCUACGCCGGUGUCACCAUCUCGGGAACCAACGGGGAGGUCAUGCCCGGACAGUGGGAGUACCAGGUGGGCCCCUGCGAGGGCAUCUCCUCUGGAGACGAGCUGUGGAUCUCCCGCUACCUGCUCCAGCGCGUGUGCGAGCAGUUCGGCGUGAUCGUGUCUCUCGACCCCAAGCCCAUUCCGGGAGACUGGAACGGGGCCGGGUGCCACACCAACUACUCCACCAAGCCCAUGCGCGAGGAGGGUGGCUACAAGGAGAUCAUCGCGGCCAUCGAGAAGCUCGGCGAGAAGCACGACGAGCACAUCGCUGCCUACGGCGAGGGUAACGAGCGCCGCUUGACCGGGAAGCACGAGACCGCGUCGAUGGACAAGUUCUCGUACGGCGUCGCCAACCGCGGGGCGUCCAUCCGCAUUGGCCGCGACGUGGAGAAGGAGCAAAAGGGAUACUUCGAGGACCGCAGGCCUUCGUCCAACAUGGACCCCUACGUUGUCACCGGCAUGAUCGUCAAGACGACAACCUCCUAAAAGUCGCCUCUGCGCACAAGGGCAAGAAUAAGGGGAGAGCCGUCUAGGCUACCAUGAUCCCGUAGACCGAGGCUCAGCGUUGCCGGUGGUGUACCGUUCCAGCUCUGGGGGGGGGGGUGGCAGCAGGGACUGCCGUCAGCUCCUCUUACCGCUCACUCUCUGUGGCAUCAUCGGGAUUCAUUCCGUGAGGGGAGGGUGGGUAGCACUCUCGAUGAGCUCUGCUGUAAAUACAAACUUCGUAACUCCAAGCAAAACUGGGGAGCGAGCGUAAAACGUUUGGCUUUUGAACCCUUGUGUUGCUCCGAGGGGGGGGGUGGGGUAGGCACAGCAAGCACUUUUAUAUGGCGUGCAAAAAUAGAUGCGAUGCGGUGGCUGUCGUGCGCUUUUUUCUGCGCAGCGGCACUCCAUGUGAGUCAAGUUAUCCCGGGUGGGCGAAACAAACGCCUGUGGUGCUCCGAUCCCUGACGAGACAGGGGCGUAUCGCAAGUUGCCGGGUUAUUUUACCAUCGCGGCUGUUUUUCGUGUGUCGAUUUUUUUGUGAUUGUCGUGUGUGCUUCUCGCGCGAUGUAGUGUUUCAUUCAGAGGGGGAGAGAGAGGGUUUGACAUCAUCCUUUGAAAAGAGCGCUAACUCCAUCCAGCCCGGGGGCGCUUUCUGUGUUUUGCCUGCUUUGUCUUGUUCCUGUUGGCUUCUGAGCAAAAAUGUCCUGCCUAUCGUGUUCAUGUUUGUGAUGAAACGGGGCUGGCUUUGUUGUUCCAAGAGCGGGAUCGGGUGUAUUUUUCCUCUCUCCGGGCGGCAAGAGUUUCGUAUUUUCGUGUGUCUAGCAGGGAUUGCUCUGAACGCCGCGCGAGGUGUGUGCGAUUGGUUUCGUCCUCUUGGCGCGGCGGUGUUUUAUCUUUCGAUGGUCUGCCUGCUGGUGUAGCGAAAAGACUCAUCAUUCUUCGCGACUCCGAAUGCUUGGUUGCGAGAAGGACUAAGCCGGCGUGCCUGCAUAUGGGUUGUUGUGUUGAAUCCCGUUCGACGUCCAAGUAAAUUGAGUUAGUUGCUUACGGGCGUUUGUUAAGGAAAAGGGAAGACGAUGGUCUCGGAUCACAUUCAUUCACAAGAAAUCAACAUCAGUUUCAAGGAUGACCCCCCGGUAUCGUAUACGAGGAGGUAGACUUCCGUAACAUGAAACCAAGUCGGUUUCAGAGGACCAAAGCAGUUCACAAACGACGUGCCUGACGUUCUUGUGUUCUGCGGGUCUGGAGUAUUUGCACCGACCGCGCUAACAGGCUGACCAAUGAAAAGACGUCAGUCUCAAGUGCGGUUGAAAACACGAACCCGCUUCCAAAUAAGUUUAGCUUGGAACCCCGUUAGGGGGCGUCACGGGGGAGGCGUAAGCUGUUUUCCGCAUUUGAGACAGAAAUCUUGUGUGUGCGAAUGAAUGUGUAUUUGUGUCCCCGGUAAAUGCCUUCACCUCUGUUGCUCUUGCCGUGCGGCCUGACGGGAACAAACGUUGAAAACAACCCUGCGGCGGCUCUUGUAUCUCUGCUGGUCGCAAGCGUCCAUCGCCAAAGCGGCGAAACAAACGCGGUCUCGAGAAACCCGGCGAGUGAAGGCGCUUGAGUUUACUAGCUGGAUUGUACGAUGAUGAAAUCGCUUCAUUCAGAUCUAUCUGUGCACGUGCCGCUCCUUUUUCAUGUCCAGAAAAAGGGCGAUUAGCUUCCGUUGAAACCACUUCUUCUCGAGGCUGCCAAAUUAACACAACCGACCUAGAGCAGAUAUUUUCUGGAUAAAUUACUGUGGUGGUGGUGGUUGACGUGGUUCAACGGUUUGAUGGGGAUGGUAUCAAGUGAUGCAAAACCCAAAUUGUCCUGCCGUCCGGUCAUACUCCACGUCGAGUCCUGUAGUUGCUUGAGGAUAAGCUUGCGUAGUGCGUCGCAAUCCACCGCUCCACCCUCAGGUUAAAGUGCAACGACCCUGACCGG